AUGUCAGACAAGCCCAAGAUCCUCAUUGCCGGUGCCGCAGGUCGCACCGGUAGCAUUGCUACCAGGAUGCUUCUUGAAAGAGGCUAUCCUGUCCGUGCCAUGGUCCACAAAGACGACGAGCGUGCUCGCAAACUCUCAGACAUGGGCGCCGAAAUCUUUGUCGGUGACUAUCUCGACCUCCGCUCUGUACGACGUGCGUUUGAGGGAGUCAAGCGCGCCUACUUCGUUUACCCUAUGCAACCCGGCCUCGUGGAAGCGACAGCAAACUACUCCAUGGCAGCUAUCGAAGCCAAGGCUGAAUUCAUUCUGAACAUUUCGCAGCGGACGUCCCGUCCGGAUGCCACCAGCGACUCGGCCAUGCAUCACUGGCUUGCGGAGCGAGUCUUUGACUGGGCACCUAUUCCGGUGACCCAUCUUCAGCCAACAGCUUUCAAUGAGUGGUUGACCGUUAUGCAAAACAUGAUUCGGCAGGGACGUUAUGCGGUUCCGUUUGGACCAAAUGGUCGCUUUGCCCCGAUUUCAUGCGAGGAUCAAGGGGCUGUCAUCACCGAGAUCCUUGCCGACCCUUGGUCUCAUGUGGGAAAGAGUUAUCGACUCCUCGGGCCUGUGGAGCUGACGCCGCCUGAGAUCGCCGAGAUUGUCAGCAAGACUCUCGGCAAAGAGGUUCGCUACGAGCAAAUCUCUGGAGAGGAGUGGGUUCGGGAAGUGGCGGGCCAGGACAUACCGUACCUGUCUCAGCAUGUUCAGGGUAUUGUCCCGAUGCAUGAGAAGGGGCUUAUGGAUGGGACAAACGAUGUCGUGGAGAAGAUUACUGGACGUCGCCCAGAGACGGUGGAGGACUUUGUCAAGAGGCAUCGUGAAGUCUUGGGAGGAUAA
Molecule: messenger RNA, 876 nt
Organism: Trichoderma harzianum CBS 226.95
Lineage: Eukaryota; Fungi; Ascomycota; Sordariomycetes; Hypocreales; Hypocreaceae
Exons: 1
Coding region: 1-876 (291 amino acids)
Source: RefSeq, a predicted model, not a curated record